GGUCCAAGGACACCCGCCCCGCGCUCGGCGGGUCGGCUCCCGGCUCCGGGGUCUCGCGGGCCGCGGACGGCAUGGCUCCUCUCUGCCUCAAUUGCUCCAUCCUCUCUGGAGACACGUCCCCAGGGCGUUCAAGGAUCCCAGUGCCCUGCAAUGGCAGUAGGGCCUGGGGGGUCUUUGGCCCCGAGGAUUUGAACCUGACUGAUGAGGAGCUGAAACUCAAGUACCUGGGGCCCCAGCAGACGGAGCUGUUCACACCCAUCUGUGUCACAUACCUGCUGAUCUUCGUGGUGGGCGCCGUGGGCAACGGGCUGACCUGCACGGUCAUCCUGCGCCACAAGGCCAUGCACACGCCCACCAACUACUACCUCUUCAGCCUAGCCGUGUCGGACCUGCUGGUGCUGCUGGUGGGCCUGCCUCUGGAGCUCUAUGAGAUGUGGUCUAACUACCCCUUCCUGCUGGGCGCCGGCGGCUGCUACUUCCGCACGCUGCUCUUCGAGACAGUCUGCCUGGCCUCUGUGCUCAAUGUCACUGCCCUGAGUGUGGAGCGCUACGUGGCCGUGGUGCACCCGCUGCAGGCCAGGUCCAUGGUGACUCGGACCCGCGUGCGCCGUGUGCUCGGGGUCGUCUGGGGCCUCGCCGUGCUCUGCUCUCUGCCCAACACCAGCCUGCACGGCAUCCAGCAGCUGGACGUGCCCUGCCGGGGCCCGGUGCCCGGCUCAGCCGUGUGCACCCUGGUCCGCCCACGGGCCCUCUACAACCUGGUCGUGCAGACCACCACUCUGCUCUUCUUCUGCCUGCCCAUGGCCACCAUCAGUGUGCUUUACCUGCUCAUUGGGCUGCGGCUGCGGCGUGACAGGCUACUGCUGCUCAGGCAGGAGGCCGAGGGCAGGGCCAGGUUCAGCAACACCUGCAGGCUCCAGCGGCUGCAGGAUAGGGGUCGGACACAGGUGACCAAGAUGCUGUUUGUGCUGGUCGUGGUGUUUGGGAUCUGCUGGGCCCCGUUCCACAUUGACCGCCUGAUGUGGAGCUUCGUGUCCCAGUGGACUGAGAGCCUGCUCCUGGCCUUCCAGUACGUGCACGUUGUCUCCGGUGUCUUCUUCUACCUCAGCUCCGCCGCCAACCCCGUGCUCUACAGCCUCAUGUCCAGCCGGUUCCGGGAUACCUUCCAGGAAGCCCUGUGCCUGGGGACCCGGUGCCACGGCCACAGAUCCCACCGCGGCUCCCACAGCCUCAGCAGGGUGACCACGGGCAGCACCCUCUGUGACAUGGGCUCCCCGGGCAGCAGGGCCUACCCUCUGGCUGAGAAAGGUGGCCCAGAGGGACAGCAAGAGACUGACCCCUCCUGAGUGGGGCCCCAAAGCAGUGUCACCUGGAGUGGCUAGAGCGCCAGGCACAGCUCUGGGAGCCACACCAGCCUUCCUCUGCAGGGAUGUCUUCAUGACCUGUCCCCCUUUGUGCCCUGUCCCACUUCAGCCUAGAAACUCUGACCAGCCCCUCAGUGACUCCUGCCCCCACCCAUGCAUUGGAAGGGACAUAAAGUUGCUGUCCGCCCUCCAGACCCCCAGGUCCCAGUUCAAGUCCUCCCCCUGCAGGAACAACACAGUUGGUUAAUUGGGCACAGCAAGCCUCCAUCUGGGGACUCCCCCACCCUCACCCCCAGUUUCUGCAAUGUUCCCGGGGCCCUACCUUUCUUUCUCAUUUCUUGUUGAGCUUCUGCAGGUUCUGGCCCAUUCUGUCCCUCUCUAGCUCUUGGCCUGCACCUGGGACCCUCCUCUGACCUGACCCCUCCCUGCCCCCAGUCGGCUGAUUCUGCCCGGGGAUCUCCUCUGCCUGGUGGUGCUGCUGGGUGGCAGGGGUGCCAGGGAUCCAGGGGACCUGGUUUCAAUCUCAGCCCGGCUACCACCACCUUGCUGUGUGGCACCAAGCAAAUGGCCUCACCUUUCCAGGCCUUGGUCCCAUCCCGUUUGCAAAAUGAAAGGGGCCCUGACAACCUAAGUGUCAGGCUUUGGCACUUUAGCUGUGGUUUUCUGUGUGUGCAUAAGUCACUGCUUGUAACAAAAACAACUGAUACCCUCAGAUUAACAAGGCGGAAAUUACUCUCUACUUCCUCACCACCCCCACCCCCUACUCCCUCCCUGAUCUCCACGUGCACCCCCCACCCCCCACCCCAGAGCCAUUCAGGACAUGUUCUUUGCUUGUCCUAGAACAGCUGUGAGCAGGGGUCCCUGCCUGCCUCCGUCCUCACCUCUGCACAGAUGGGCUUGGGAGCCUGAGGUGAGCAGAGCACUGGGCCUGGCCGGCCAGAGGAUUUCUGGGGGCAAGAGACAUGGGUCAACCAAGGGCAAGGAGUGUCCCUGUGAAGACAGUUCUGCUUGGGAGUCAGUGAGGUGAGAAGAGAGAUAGGACAAGUAAGUCCUGAAGCGAAGUCCCAUCCCGAAUCCCCAUGGGCCAACUUGGUGUUCAGUCAGGACUCAGUGGCUGGAACUUGUCCCUGGACGCUGUCCUCCUCCUGAGAGGAGACUGCAGUAGCAGGAACCCUGGCCACCCUGGCGGGGAGCUGCAGGGUGCCCGGGGUGAAGAAGGCAGUGUGCCGCGGGGGCUGCUGGUCCGAGCCCUCCCUGAGACCCUCCCUAGCUCAGACCCCAGGUUCCCCGCCUGGAAAGUGGAGGAGACCAUAGAGUGCUGCACAUAACGUCCUGGAGUUUUUGAGAUUCAAUUAUAAAAAUAACAAAUGCUCAUUGUAGAAAAUUUGAAAAGUACAAAUAAGCAAAAAUGAAAACAAUUAAAAACCACCCUUGUCGUGACUAGGGGAAGGGGGAAAUGGAGAAUUGUUUAACGGGUACAGAGUUUCAGUUUUGCAAGAUGAAAAAGUUUGGAGAUUGGUUGCACAACGGUGUGAAUGUGCUUAAACACUGAACUGUACACUUAAAUGGUUAAGAAGGUAAAUUUUAUGUUAUGUAUAUUUUACCACAAUUUUUUUAGAGAAAGAAUUAAGUCUAAAGGAAAAGAAAAAAAUAAAACCACCCAUAACUUUACUCUCCAGAGGUAACCAUCGUAUAUAAGAUAAGAGGGGGGAUGGGGAUUCUUCUGAGAAAGGAGCUCGUGAAGCGGCUGUGCAGGGCUGUGAUGCCCAAUGUCCCCUCUGAAAUGAGCUCCGAGGGGGCCCUGGGCUGGCGUGUGGGGAGCAGCCAGACCCCAAACUUCAGGCUGGAGCCUGCAGUUGUGCCCAAAGACUAACUGGACUCCCAGGGGCCUCUCAUAAGUGACAGAGACGACUCAUGCUCCUGAGGAACUCUGGUCAGCGUGUAUUCUGGAUGGGCCUACUAUGUGCAAUGGGCAGACUGGGGAAGGUGGGGCAGCUCUGGGCUGAGCCCUUGAGAAAACCGGAUGGAGGUGGAAAGGCCAGUCAGCAAGAUCCCAUCCUCUCAGAAGCCGUAUCCCCUGCAGCUUGCUCUUCUGCACUGGUCACGGUCGGGGCAGCAUUCUCCUGAGGGCCCAGUGCCACUCCCAGGCCAGGAGUCCUCAACUCUUUAUAAGUAUCUGGCUCAUCUGGGACUCGAGUCACCCACAUCCAUCCUCCUGUCUGCUCCACUCCUGCCAUUAUCCCGGGCGACGUCGAAGUCCACGUGGAUGGCCCACUGCUGCCCUGCUGUCAGCUCUUGAUCUUUCCUGCAGCUCUGAGACCUCUCCUCCACGCCAGCCUCUUAGCCCUCGGUCACAGCCUCACUCCCAGGACCUCCAGGAGUUUUUCCAUUUCUAGGAGUGUGAAGUCUUGAUCACGACUGCCUCCUUCCUGCUCUCUUACUCUGUUAUUCCCACGAUAGAUUUAGUCUUCAACCUCAUCUAGCCUUCCCGGUUCUCGACUGCUCUGCUUUCUCCCAACCCAUCAGCUUCCUCUGACCUUCACCUCCUUCCUGGUGGGUCCUGGAUCCCACAGUCAUCACACACAACCCUCUCUGCCAGUAUUUCUGAGGGCCAAGGUGAACACACUGGAAUCACCCUCUCUCAGAAAAAAGUUUAUUUUCUUUGGGAAUUGAAAGUCCAAGAUUAGUCUCAUCAAUAAACAAACCUGCAUUUGCCCACCCUUCCUUCUGUUCAGUAUCUGCUUGGGAAAUGUAGAGUACCCAGCACUUCACGUCUGUUCUUACAUAAUCAGAUGGUAUUUCCAAAUGAAUCCUGACAUCUGGGAGCCCAUCUCAUUUUGUACACUUCUCAGAGUCUCCCGCCUUCCCCAGUCUUGUCUUCUAAUGGAUCCACCAAGUUUUCUUUGUCCCAAGUUUUCCUUGUAGAGAGGAGUUGCCUUUUGGGGGGCUCCCUAGCGUUUGAACUCCCUUUCCAUUGGGAGUGUGUGAAUCUUGGUGGGAGACCAAGCCCAGGCUCCCACUACAGAAGCUGAAAGGGUUUCGGACACUCUCCACCACUGAUGUCACUGUGUGGCCCAUGACUUGCACUCAGCCAGCGGGAUGACCUGACAUGGCACUCCUAUCUGGAGCAAGUGAUACUAAGACCCAUGACAGCAGGGGCAGCCGUGUCCAGGGCAGCAGUGCUAACAGCAUCCUGUGCAGGCUGCCCCUGGGGCUUCUGCUGUUCAGCAUCCCUUGGCUCCUGCCCGUUUUCUCCGCCAGGUUUUCCAGCCUUCCUGUUGAUGUUCUGAACUGCUGAGAGCCUUUCAAUAAAUUCCCUUUCUGCUUGAGUUGGCCAGAGUGGCUUGCUGCUGUCUGCUACCAAGAACCUUAACAGAUCCAUCCAUCCGUGGGUUUGAAGGUUACACAUUCUGUUUGUUCUACUUGUGGUUAUCUUUAUACAUUUCUAACAUAAGCAGAUAUUAUCACUGAUUUUUUUAAAACCCCAAACUACAGUCUAUAAUACUUAAUCAUCACUCUCAUGUUCUCUCACCCUGUUUUUAAAACGAUCUUUUUUUUUAAGAGGCAAGAGAAGGAGGACAAAUUUAAGCAAUUGGAUCCUAGAAACAUAUUUACUAACAGUCUAAACAUCUUCAGCACAAGAAAAGAACUUUAGUGUUCUUCUACUGACAAGCAGUCAGGUAUGGAGGUGGAGCAAGGACUGGAAUCGGCUGCCCUGGUUUGAAUCCUGGCUCAGCUACUAACUACCCUAAAAGCCAGAGUGGCCUUAGGCCAAAGUCAGACUGACUGAGAGUUACUGACUUUUCUAAAGAAAGAAUGUGCAACCUGCGUGCACACAAAUGAGAGAGUCAGAGGCCAACACUGACAGCAGCAUCCUUCCAAACAGUGUCUAGGUUCCUAAAUCGACAAGGUUUAGUCUGAGGAUGGUAGUUACUCUCCAAGGUAAAUGUCCCUUUGUGUGGCCUCUCUAAAUGCAACAUCCCAACUUUACCCUCUUGCAAGCUUAUGCACGGGGCAGGGCAGGACAAUUGAGGGGCUGUUUAGGAACAGAGGCCAAGGCCCAGGUGAGGGACAGUGGGCAUUCAGGGAAGGCUAUACCUGGCUGGGUAAGAGUGCCCUGGCUCAGGAGAGGUGGCCACAGGUUGGGGCUAAGCUGGAGGGCCUGGAAGCUGCUGCCACAUGCUCUGGAACAUCUACAAGAGUACCUGGGAUCGUUUAAUCUAAUAUUCAAGUACCUUUAUCAGCUCUAAGCAACGUGGGCAUCAUUCACUCAGCUAACAUCUAUUGAGCAGCGUGUGCCAGGCACUGUACAAGGCUAGAAAGGGGGGCAUACAAACAUACUGGCAUGUAAGGGCUCUGACAGCUGGGACUCUGGGGGCACAGAAGAGAGGUACCUGUCCCAGUGGAGGGAAGGCUUCCAGGAGGAGGCAAUGCUGCUCAAGACUCAAAGUCCUGGGAGAAGGGGUCCAACUGGCCUCUGAGCUUUGCUCAGGGGAGGGUAGAGCAUUUUUAAUGACAGUUCCACCAACACUGAAUCCAGGGGAGGAGGUGGGAGACCCUAAAGGGAACGAGGGCUGUCAGGAGGAGGAAUGGACACUGGACAGGCCAAAACAAGGCAAAACAGACCGUGGUCCACAUUCAUUGCUCUCAUUCCCUGGACUUCCCUGGCUGCCCUCCCUGGAAUUGGGAUCUGGAACCUUCUCCCUGUCUGUCUCACCUUCAUUAGACGUGCACAGGCAGGAUUUCGUUUCCAUUUUAGUUAAUUGGAAAAAAAUAAAGUACACACAAUGAAAAUAAUUACUUCUAUUCCCAACACUAAAUUAACCACUGUUAACAUUUUGGCAAUACGAGUACUAUCAUUUUCCCACACAUAUCCCCUCCCCCCAUUAAUGAAUAAUAGAUUGUUUUCAAUCAUUUGCUUUAUAAAACAACUGCCUAGAGCCAUCUGGUAGAAGGUCGAUGGUUAUAAUGGAUGGAUGAAGCGGACAACACCCCAACCAGCUGAUCACUUUUAACAUCACUGAAAGUGGGACAGCUGGAUGUUAAGCGCCUCCUAGAGGAAUGCAACAGAAACACACGGCACCAUCCGUGAAGUCUUCCUGCAAAAAAACAGCCUGAGUCUAACGUAGCCUCUAGAUACAACUACCAAUUUACACUACCAAUUUACAAGAACCCGGAGGAUGGAGGAAUAUGUUCAAGACACCCCAAAGGUGUCAUCCAAGUCCACAAUAAGGACAAAUUCUUUAAGGACAAAUGACUUGGUUUUUUCAACAAAUAAACAGUAUUUAG
Molecule: messenger RNA, 6653 nt
Organism: Diceros bicornis minor
Lineage: Eukaryota; Metazoa; Chordata; Mammalia; Perissodactyla; Rhinocerotidae
Gene: NMUR1
Product: neuromedin U receptor 1
Exons: 3
Coding region: 72-1346 (424 amino acids)
Biological process (GO): G protein-coupled receptor signaling pathway
Cellular component (GO): plasma membrane
Molecular function (GO): neuromedin U receptor activity
Source: RefSeq, a predicted model, not a curated record